AUGGCAUUUACAAGCACAAUAAACCAACAACAAGUUACAUUAUUCGAUGGUAGCAAUUACGAAUAUUGGAGCAUUCAGAUGAAGACCGUCUUACGUGCUUUUGGCGUAUGGGAAGUUGUUGAAUCUGGCAUACCAACAACUAAACCAAAUGAAGAAGAAUCUACUGUAGGAGGAGUUGAUUGGCAAAAAAAGGAUGCGGAAGCAUUAGCCAAAAUUCACCUCGCUACUACAGACUUGAUUUUUCCUCGAAUAAUGAAUGCUACCUCAGCAAAACAAGCAUGGGAUACCUUGCAAAGAGAAUUUCAAGGGACUGAGAGGAUGAGAAUUGUCAAAUUACAAUCUCUUCAACUCGAGUUUGAUAAUUUGAAGAUGAAAAAAGAUGAAAGCAUAAAAGAUUACUCUACAAGAGUAAUAGAAAUCGUGAAUCAGUUAAAAGCCAUGGGUGAAGAUAUAAAUGAUCGACGAGUUGUGCAAAAGAUGUUAUUAACUUUAUCAAAAAAGUUUAAUCUCGUUGCACAAAUAAUUGAAGAGUCAAAAGAUAUCACAACAUUAUCUCUUGCGGAUUUUCUUGGUUCUCUACAAAUACAUGAACAAAGAAUGAAUAUUAGAGAUGAUGAAACAACUUCAGAAGGCCCGGAUGGAGCUUUCCAAUCAAGGCAUAAUCCCUCAUCAUCAAAACCUCAUAAUAAUCCAAGAGGGGAUUUCAAGCAUCAGAAUCUAAACAACAAUAGAGAGAGAAAUCAACAAGGUAAAUUUCCUCCUUGCAAUAUUUGCAAGAAAACAAAUCAUGAAGAAAAGAAUUGUUGGCACAAGGGAAAACCACAAUGUAAUUAUUGCAAGAAAUUUGGUCAUACUGAAAAUGUUUGCAGGUUUAAGAAGCAACAAGCAAGCAUUUCUGAAACAGUUGAUGAAGAAAGCUAUCUAUUCUAUGCUAAUCAAAGUAAUACUAUUAAAAAAAACGAUUGGCUUAUAGAUAGUGGAUGCACAAAUCAUAUGACAAAGCAAUUUGAUAUUUUCACCAACAUUGACAAAUAUGUUAAAAUCCCUAUCAGAAUGGGUAAUGGAUCAAUGGUGAAGUCUGAAGGUAAAGGCACGGUCGCUGUCCAGACAAAACAAGGGACAAGGUUCAUUAAAGAUGUUCUUUAUGUCCCCGGCUUAAAUCAAAAUUUGCUAAGUGUUCCUCAAAUGGUUCAAAAUGGAUAUUCAAUCCAUUUCAAGGAUGAGUCAUGCGCAAUAUUGGAUCCACAAAAAAAUAAAAUUGCUAAUGUUAAAAUGCAACAUAAACGUUUUCCUUUAAAUUGGCAAUAUGAAGGAAAAUAG
Messenger RNA from Chenopodium quinoa (quinoa), 1320 nucleotides. RefSeq lists its product as uncharacterized. The record is from RefSeq and is a predicted model, not a curated record. The transcript has a single exon. Gene Ontology annotation, molecular function: nucleic acid binding; zinc ion binding. Bases 1 to 1320 code for a protein of 439 amino acids. Lineage: Eukaryota; Viridiplantae; Streptophyta; Magnoliopsida; Caryophyllales; Amaranthaceae.